AUGACCUUACUGAGUUGUCGCAUUCCUGGAUGCAAAAAAACCUUCAGAAAUAAGUCAGGCCAAACAAAGCAUGUACACUCAGCACACCCCAUGCCUUUGCGCAAUUGUCCAAACUUCCAUCAAACAGCUCCUGUGUCUCGCUCUCCAAGUCCUAACAAUCCUGCCUUUGACAAUCAACAGGACUUUGGUGAUGCACGUCUCCUGGAAGGUACCAAUGAAACAUUCAUGCCACAACAGGGUGUACAGUUGGGGCCUCUAUUCUGGACAUUCCACCCACAUCUCACAGGAUGCAAGUGUGAUGCCCAUGGCAACUUCAUCAACCAGGAUGCCCUCCCACCACUCCAAACUGAAGCAUUACCCACCAACUGGACCCCAUAUGAAACUCGGGUCGCAUUUGAGACAGCGGAAUUCCUCUACACAUGUAACCAAAUGUCUGCAGGGCAGAUUGACACCCUUCUUGACCUCUGGGCAGCCACACUUAUCAAACACAAUGACAGUCCUCCAUUCACUGGCCACCACAACUUAUAUGAAACUAUUGAUUCAACUCCUCUUGGUGCUUUUUCCUGUGGAACCAGACCAGCUGAGGAUGUUCUGCCAUGGAUGACUGCUGAGUAUGAUAUUGAAUAUGUCCUGUAUCAGGACUAUAUGGAUGAUAAUAAAUGCUGUUACAAGAAUUUUCUCUCUGGUGAUUGGGCUUGGAAGCAAGCAGAUCCGGAAACUCACAGAUCAACGUUUGUGCCCUUGAUCAUUGACAGUGACAAGACUACAGUCUCAGUUGCCACAGGACACACUGAAUACCAUCUGCUCUAUCUAUUGAUUGGGAACAUUUUCAAUGGAGUUUGGUGUGUGCAUCGCAAUGGUGUGGUAUUGGUGGGCUUUUUGGCCAUUCCAAAAAGCACAAAGGAACAUUUAGAUGAUAAAGACUUUUGCAAUCUCUGCCGUCAAAUGUUUCACUCCUCACUUGCCAAGAUUUUUGAGCCUGUGAAGUUGAAUAUGAUGGUUCCCGAUGUUGUACACUGUCCUGAUAGCCAUUAUCGGCAUGUUAUCUACAGGUUAGGCCCAUACAUCACCAAUUAUCCUGAGCAGGUGGCUCUUUCUGGAGUAGUCCAAAACUGGUGUCCAAAGUAUGUCUCUUUCACUAUGAAUUUAUUGACUUUCUACCUUCUACCUUUACUCUGGUGCAGACAGCACACUGACCUCCUGGUUCAGGAGCUCCCACACGUCCACCUUUGGCAUGAGUAUGGAAUCAUCCAAGAGGUUGUGCCUUUCAUGAAUGAUUUCCCUCGAGCAGAUAUCCACAAACUUCUCUCUCCAGACAUCCUGCAUCAAAUCAUCAAAGGCACAUUCAAAGAUCACCUUGUCAACUGGGUAGAACAAUACUUGAUAGUGGCAGUAGCUCCUUUUGCAGGUCUAUGGCACUUUCCAGAAGGGUGUGGAUUCAAGCAGUGGACUGGUGAUGGUUCCAAGGCUCUGAUGAAGGUAUAUCUGCCCGCCAUCAGUGGUCAUGUCCCUCAGGAUGUAGUUCGCGCAUUCAGUGCAUUCCUCAACUUCUGCUACAUAGAUGAUCUCACCCAGCUUCAAGAUGCACUUAGUUGCUUUCACCAGUACCAUGAAAUAUUCAAGACCACAGGAGUUGUACACAACUUCUCAUAUCCAUGCCAACACUCCCUCAAACACUACUCCCUCAUGAUACGGCUCUAUGGUGCCCCAAACGGCCUUUGUUUGUCAAUCACAGAGUCCAAGCAUAUCAAGGCAGUUAAAGAGCCCUGGCACUGCUCCAACAGAUACAAAGCAUUAGGCCAGAUGCUUCUCACCAACCAACAUCUCAACAAAAUAGCUUCAGCCUGUAGGUCGUGCAUGUCUAAUGCAUUGCAGGCACUUAGAGAGAGUAAUGGUGAGUUGCAGGACAACAGUGAAGAUGAAGACGAUGAAGAUGCUGAUGACACGCCUCAAGCAUGUCCUGGCCAUUUACGCCUCAAUGAACCACAGAAUCAGACUGCCAAGGGAGACAUGGUGGAUAUUGUUGAUGGACCUACUGUCCAAGCUCAUUGCUGGGUUAUUCACCCAAUGUCACUGCUUAUGCUCAAUCUCAACCUUCCGACCCUCCCCACAAUGAUCCAACAAUUCCUUCACAACCAGCUUCAUACUGGCGAUGAUGAGCCACCUGAAUUUGACCCUGCCAUGGCACCUUCUUACAUGGGCAGGGUCUCUGUCUUUAGUUCAGCAGCAGCAUCAUUCUAUGCCCCCAGUGACCUCAGUGGCACUGGAGGCAUUAUGAAUGAUGAAGUCAAUUGUGACUUGGAUGGGCUUGCUGUUGCAAGAGUAUUGUGUUUUCUCAGCUUCAAGUAUCAGAUGAAAUACUUGCAAUGCACAGUCAUUCACUACCAAGAUCCUGACACUGGGAUAUCUCAUCUUAUUCCCCUCUAUGGUUCCAAUUUCUUACCUUGCACAAUCACUCUUCACAACAGCUACAACAUAUUUCAUGCCUUCUAUGUCAACAAGUAUGCAGAUCACCAUGCAUUUGAGGUAGCAUGA
Molecule: messenger RNA, 2535 nt
Organism: Suillus subaureus
Lineage: Eukaryota; Fungi; Basidiomycota; Agaricomycetes; Boletales; Suillaceae
Exons: 18
Coding region: 1-2535 (844 amino acids)
Source: RefSeq, a predicted model, not a curated record